This is a messenger RNA of Zerene cesonia (dogface butterfly), 1213 nucleotides long. RefSeq lists its product as uncharacterized. Lineage: Eukaryota; Metazoa; Arthropoda; Insecta; Lepidoptera; Pieridae. Gene Ontology annotation, molecular function: serine-type endopeptidase activity. The coding region runs from base 347 to 1213 and encodes 288 amino acids. Gene Ontology annotation, biological process: proteolysis. The transcript is spliced from 9 exons. The record is from RefSeq and is a predicted model, not a curated record.
CCUCUUUAAAGUUUCAGCAACGGUUUUGAGUCAAUUCUUUGAUUGCCACGAUGAUCCAGCGUAUGAUGCGGACGAGGGACCAUUGGACGAAUUGCAGUUUACUUGGCUUGGAGCUCUGCAGUAUAUUCAUGUUAAAAACGGCACUCCACAUUACUUCAGAGUGCCGAGAGUGGUUCUAAUUAGCCGACAAUUCGUUUUGUCAACGUCAGUGGAUGCUGCCCAGAUACCGGACGGUUAUGCUUUAGGCAACGUAGUUUUCGGUGACUACGAGAGAGAUGAAGUAGAAUGUAAGACGUCGCUCCGAGACCUCGCGUCUGGGAAGGAGUGUGAACCAGCCGUUCUGCUGAUGCCGAUAGCUGAUGUGCUACUGCAUCCUGAGUAUAAGCAUUUUGGUGUGAAGAAUAGCAUAGCGCUACUGAAGUUACUGACGCCGGUUAAGUCGUAUUACAUGGUACCAGUGUGUCUGCCCUUCAAAAACUUCAUAGUGACCAGGGCCGGCAAGCAGACCACCGACAAGAUACUUCAUAUUGACUUCUCCAGUGAUGUACCCAGAGACUUUAUUGAAGAAGAAAAAGAAGUGACAAAUUUGAGAUUGCUUCCGAGAGAGCUAUGCUAUCUGUACGAUAGUCAGUUUAAACCGAUUAACUCAACUCAAAUUCGUAAAGACCGUAUGGCUUGUACCACCGGUUGCGGGUUCCAUUCCGGCUCCCCAAGCUUUGUUCACGAGCACACGGGUCACUGGUCCAUCGUCGCUUUGUCCCAAGGUGGCUCUCCAUGUCCAGAUCCACUACGUAUCCGCCGACCACCACCACCGCCACGGCAUACACUCAUACAUCCAUAUGUACCUUGGAUCACGGCCGCCAUCACUGGCAAAGCUGUUGGUGCUUUUGCUAAGGAUGACCCUUUUGGGUAUGUGAUGCCCCGUACGUCAAUUUAUGAUCUGAUCGCGCACACAUGGGUCGGCCACUGGUGGAUGGGCGGGUUGCGCUGUUACGACCGCGGCGACUCUGCUGACGACCUCUUCCGAUUCUAUCACGAGGUGUUUCAAGUUAAACCGUCUUCGUAUACGUUUCUGAAUUAUUAUCUUGAGAUAAACGCUGCUCAUGACACUAUGAUAAUCUGCGUAAAAGUGGGGAUGCCGUAUCGUCUCGGUCAGCCAAGAGUAUGGCAAUUGGAUACUACAGAAGUUAAGGUAUAUAUUAUAUAUCAUUAG